This is a messenger RNA of Sceloporus undulatus (fence lizard), 892 nucleotides long. It is a transcript of the gene CELA2A, whose product is annotated as chymotrypsin like elastase 2A. The transcript is spliced from 8 exons. Gene Ontology annotation, molecular function: serine-type endopeptidase activity. Gene Ontology annotation, biological process: proteolysis. NCBI's taxonomy places the organism in Eukaryota, Metazoa, Chordata, Lepidosauria, Squamata, Phrynosomatidae. The coding region runs from base 4 to 816 and encodes 270 amino acids. The record is from RefSeq and is a predicted model, not a curated record.
GCCAUGAUUGGAGCCCUCUUUGCUGUGCUGGCGCUGGCCUCCGCAGCCUUUGGUUGCGGAGUGCCAACCUACCAGCCCAAUCUUUCCAGAGUUGUCGGAGGGAAUGAUGCCCGGCAAAACAGCUGGCCCUGGCAGGCAUCCCUUCAAUAUUCUUCCAGUGGGACGUGGCGCCACACUUGCGGAGGGACCCUCAUCGCCGACAACUGGGUCAUGACAGCUGCACACUGCAUCAGUUCAUCUCGGACCUAUCGCGUCUACCUUGGGAAAUACAACCUCAGCGCCACCGAGACGGGAUCGGUCGCCAUUUCUCCCGAAACGAUCAUCGUCCACCCAAAGUGGGACUCCGGCAGUGUUUCCAAGGGGAACGAUAUUGCACUCAUCAAACUGGCCAAAGCGGUUACCCUAAGUGAUAAGAUCCAGCCGGCUUGCCUCCCAAAAGCCAACUCCAUCUUGGCCAACAAUGUGGCUUGCUAUGUCACCGGAUGGGGACGCCUGAUCACCAACGGCCCCUUGCCAGAGAUCCUGCAACAAGGCCAGCUCUUGGUGGUGGACCACGCCACAUGUUCCCAACCCAGUUGGUGGGGCAGCACCGUCAAAACCAACAUGGUCUGCGCAGGCGGCGACGGCAUCAUCUCCAGCUGCAACGGUGAUUCCGGAGGCCCCCUCAAUUGCCAAACCUCCGGCGGACAGUGGGAGGUCCAUGGCGUGGUCAGCUUUGGCUCUGCGCUCGGCUGCAACUACUACCGCAAGCCGUCGGUUUUCACUCGGGUCUCGGUUUUCAACGACUGGAUUGAACAGGUGAUGGCAACACAUUGAAGUAUGGGAUGGUAUCAUGAAGUAUGGGAUCCAGAAACAUCACCCAACAAAUAAAACCCUGCAAUAAAUAUGGCAA